Exophiala spinifera is the source of this 705-nucleotide messenger RNA. RefSeq lists its product as uncharacterized. Gene Ontology annotation, cellular component: cytoplasm. Gene Ontology annotation, molecular function: carboxylic ester hydrolase activity; palmitoyl-(protein) hydrolase activity. Gene Ontology annotation, biological process: protein depalmitoylation. Bases 1 to 705 code for a protein of 234 amino acids. The record is from RefSeq and is a predicted model, not a curated record. The transcript is spliced from 6 exons. NCBI's taxonomy places the organism in Eukaryota, Fungi, Ascomycota, Eurotiomycetes, Chaetothyriales, Herpotrichiellaceae.
AUGGCUGGAAGGCAAGCACUAGUUGUGCCUGCGCUGAAGAGGCACUCAGCGACCGUGAUCAUGGCGCAUGGCCUGGGAGACAGUGGUGCGGGCUGGAUCUCUCUCGCCGAGAGUUGGCGGAGACGGGGCAAGUUCGAGGAUGUCAAAUUCGUCUUUCCCAAUGCGCCGAACAUCCCUAUCACAGUGAACAUGGGUAUGAGCAUGCCCGGUUGGUAUGAUAUCACAGAUUUCUCCGACCUCAACCAGCAGCAAGAUGAGACUGGCAUCCUCCGUAGUCGAGCCACCUUCAACAAACUCAUCGCCGACGAGAUUGGAGCCGGCAUCCCGUCGAACCGAAUCAUACUGGGCGGUUUCUCGCAGGGCGGUGCCAUGUCCCUAUUCACAGGCGCCACGACACCGCAUAAGCUAGGAGGCGUCUUCGGACUGUCCUGCUACCUUGUUUUGGCGGACAAGAUCAAAGAUUUUGCAAAAGAGGCUGGGGAUGCUAACAAGGACACACCCUUCUUUAUGGGUCACGGCGAUAGUGAUCAAGUGGUCAAGUACAAAUGGGGACAACAGACGGCAGAAUUUCUACGGAAGGAGAUGGGACACAAAGUAGAAUUCAAGACGUAUCGAGGACUUCCUCACUCUGCAGAUCCCCAAGAGAUUGACGACCUGGAAAAGUUUAUCAAGGAGUGUCUGCAACCAGUCAACGAGUCUCUCUGA